CACUGCAUCGAUAUGCCUGCCGAGUUCUGAGGUGGCAAGGCUGCGUACGUACAGAAGAUGGAUCCUUCGAGGGAGCCUGAAUCGAACCGAUCACGAUCACGACACAGACACGCCAUCACGUGCCCAGGAGUCGAACCGCGUCCGACAUACGCCACACGCGCGCCACGACGCUCGAACUCUUCGUUCCUUCCAUCCACUUAGCAUGCUAUUCAGGUGUACAGACGCAGACACCCGCUCUUCCGCAGAGCUCAUUGUCCUCUUCCAUGGGUCUGAGCAUGUCCUCCUGCCACUGCCGGAAACCUACGAGGAUGCGAUCAAAACUGCCCAGCAGGAAUUCUCCCUGGAUGGCGAGCUCUGUCUGGUGACGCACGGCCUCGCGGGCUGUGCAGGACAGAAAGUCCGCAUCCACGCCGAUGCGUGGGAGGGCAUCCGUCGCGUGCUCGCAUCCGUCUCCGUCGAGACGCGCACCACCUCUUCCCGGACGUCAAGCAACACGUUGACUUCGACGGCAGCGGAGAGCGCGUCGCGAGUGAUAACACACGAGCACGGCGCGCGCCCCUCGCCGCGCGUCCUGUCUGAGGGGAGAAACAGGCGGCUUUCCCGGUUGUCUCUCGUGUCGAAUUCAGGAUUUGCCCCCGCGUCAGCGCUGUUGGGCAAGUUGGAUCUGGACGUGAGUCUGAGCGCGACGAACGUUGAGGACGAGGAUGAGGAAGAGGAAGUACGGGGAGUCAUCGCCUCUCCCAGCAAGAGCAAGGGUACGUCGCGUGGGAGUGUGUACUCUGAGGAGGAGGACGAGGAGGAGGAUGAGUUUCAGGAUGAGCACAGCACGCCGGAGAAGGAGAAAAAGGCACAGAAUGCAGCGUCGAAGCAGUAUAAUUUGCAAGACGAGUCAAAAGGCGCGGAGAAAGAUAAGAAGGCAUUGAAGGCCACCCCCAGGCGGGACAAACUCCAGGAGGAGCCAGACAUUGUAAUCAAGAAAGAAGCAAACAAUACCGUAUCCAAGAGAGCGAACCCCAGCCCGAAUUGGGCGGAGGCGCUCUUCGUCGACGAAUCCAAACGUCCACUUUCCUCCAGCGUACGCCAAUUGAAGCUGUCGUCGCUGGCCACCCCGAAACGUAACCACGCUUUCGAGAGCCAGUUGAAGUUCACGCAUACGCCGAGGACACCGUUUCGAUCGCCCGUGAAGCUGAGCGCGUUGACGUCAGCGGUGGCGGCGAAUGGAACGAGUAAUCAAGGGGUGAAGCCAAUAUCAAACCGCCCAAUCGACUCUCCUACGAGAUCGAAGAAAGGACCUACCCCAUUGACUCCUCAACCACAGACCACCGCACCAACGCCAAACCCGGCCGAAGACCGGUUCGUCGUCUCGAUCGAGUACGACGACGGCACGUCGGGCAUCCAGGCGUGUCAGUUCAAGACGCGCGCGCGACACACCGUCGGGAAGGUGCUCAUGCAGGCGUGCCGCACGUUCGGCAUCGAGCAUCUCUAUGAUCGGUACGCCCCCUUUCCACCCACCCACAAUCACUCUGCUUGUAGUUAUUGUUCUGGGCUGAUUAUUGUCGGUUGGUUGGGCAGGGCGCGCAUGGUGCUGGUGGUAGAGACGGGCGAGGACGAGGACUUCAUGCUGCACCGAUACGUCUGUGCGAAAGAGGACACGAUGGCGCGGGCGGGCGCGGAGAUGGAUUCCAGGUUUGUGCUGGAGGUGGAUGGGGAUGAAGUUGAUGAGUGAGCAUCGUGUGUGGUGCACACCCGGUUGAAGGGAGAUGUUGGACAGA
Laetiporus sulphureus 93-53 is the source of this 1772-nucleotide messenger RNA. RefSeq lists its product as uncharacterized. The record is from RefSeq and is a predicted model, not a curated record. NCBI's taxonomy places the organism in Eukaryota, Fungi, Basidiomycota, Agaricomycetes, Polyporales, Laetiporaceae. The transcript has 4 exons. The coding region runs from base 203 to 1726 and encodes 507 amino acids.